CAGCCAGAGGCCUGGUCACUGUAUGUGACUAUCAUUUCUUAGCACUACAGAGAAUCAGUCAAUUUGCAGAAAUUCACCGGGGACGCUUGUCAACCAGACGUUUGACUUCAGCUGAUGUUUGUGCAGGGAUUCCUUGCUGCGUCAUGUGUCGCCUCUUGAACAUCUUCCUGGCUCUGCUGAGUCGUUUCCUGUUCGCUGCCCAUGGAGUUGUGACGGUGUGGCAAGUGGUGACCGUUAAAGGGAAGCCCCUCUACUGGCUGCUGCUUUCAGGUUCUCCCCUAUGGUUUUCCUCUACCUCAGUACUGUCAUCCCAUCCAUUUGGUUUCUGGAGCUGAGCCUAUUACAGUCCAAGUUGCCCCUCAACGCUUCCUCCGGUCAUGAGCUUCAUUUGCUGGCCCACAUCCCCAUCUCAGUGGGCAUUGAAGAACUUGGACCAGAGAACUGGGUGGCAGGACUGGAGCAGACCAUGCUUAUUGUGCUGGUUCUGGGCCGCUGGCUAAUGCCCAAAGGGGACAUGUCACGGGACCAGCUCUCUCAGCUCCUCUUGGUAUAUGUUGGACUGGGAGCUGAUAUCCUAGACAUCUUUGAUACUUUCAAGGAACCUGAAGUCAAAGGCAACCGGGUGGUCGUCAUCGUUGGCCUUGCCCUCUUCUCUUGGGCGCUCAUGCAGUUUCCACUGGUUCUCACCCAGACGCGAGCCUCACAGGGUGACGUUCCUAGGAGCUGGAAUAGCCUCCCUUGCUGUCAUCAACCCUCAUCGUCAUUACCUCCUUGCUUCUUCAACGAAAUAUGGAGUUUGUUGCUAACUGUGGGGCUCCAGGAUGCACCGUUCCUGGUUUAUCGUCUAUACCUCAUGAUAAAAGAGCAAGUCCAGAACCAGCUGAUGAUUUUCUUCACCUGCAAGAACAUACUGAUUGUCCUUUUGGAGCUUUACAGAAUCUUUGUGGUCCAGUUUGAACAGCAGGUGCAGGAGUCAGUGCUGGAAAGAUGUGAGGCCCUGACAACCUAUUGUCAAACCCUUGGAGGCAGUGAGGUAGAGUUGGGUGAAGAAGGAAGGCGCAAAAUGGGGAGUAGUGCAGAGCAGAGCUAUUGUAUGGACAUGGAACUGGGAAUCGAAGGAGAGGAAGAUCAUAGAGUGUCUACGUAAAGAAAAACCAGCAAGUGUCUCAAGACGUGACUGACCCCUUGGGAAACAAGAACGAGGCUGCUUUCACUUGUCAAGAUGAAAGCUGAAUGUGUCAACCAUCCCUUGCAUCUCAUCCUCAUUCGAAGACAGUCUCAGCUCUCAGGAGGUUUGGGAACAAGAUAUAGGCGCACAAAAGAAGAGUCUGUCCCCACAAAGGCAGAUCAGACAGGAUUUCUUGCUGCUCUCUUUGAUAAAACCAAAGAAAACUCUCAUACAAAAAAAAAGAUCAUGUCAACACUCUGACCCAAGAGAUGUUAGUUUCUCAUUCACAUAAAGCAGUUAGUAAUGACAACGGAC
Molecule: messenger RNA, 1483 nt
Organism: Gambusia affinis (western mosquitofish)
Lineage: Eukaryota; Metazoa; Chordata; Actinopteri; Cyprinodontiformes; Poeciliidae
Product: transmembrane protein 26
Exons: 4
Coding region: 281-1147 (288 amino acids)
Source: RefSeq, a predicted model, not a curated record